UUUGUGGGGAAGUACAGUAGUUUGCUGUCGUCCAGAUCAACAAGCCACUAUUUUUGAAGCAGUUUGAUAAACACUUGUUCCUCGGUUGAUGUCAGUCGCUAGCAGGACGUUUUUACGGGUGAUCAGCGAUAAGCCAGCACAAAACUAGCCUGCUACACAGCCCCGAACCGAUAAGGUUGGAUGACAUCGUCCGUUGAACUUUUAAGACAACUAACGUUAGCUCGUUUUUUUCUAUCAUUUCCACAAUCAGGCAAGACUGUGACAACUGAACAGCCAACGGUCUUUUUUCCCCGAUUGGUCGAAUCUGUUCACGAGCUAGCAAGAAGGUUUCAUCGUUAAUUUGGCAACUUGUCACGAGCGCUAACGUUAGCCAACUUGUUUUGUUUUUUGUUUUGUUUUUCAAACGGAGCAAUACUCAACCGUUUUCUCAACCAGCCGUUUUUUUCUUGAAGAACUUCAUAGAAAGCCGUUGUUUUUUUUAGCAAAGUAUUUGCUUAAUAAAGAGGCCAAAGCAACCGUAGCUGUUGAAGUGUUAGCCUCAGCUAACACCAGACCCUCGACGUUACCUGAACCAUUUUUUAACAUUAAGGAGGGGGCUAGUUUUGUGUAAACUGAUUGGUGCUGUAUUUAGGACAUUCGUUUUUUAAAUAACCCGUUUGAUACACUGCAGGAGUUACCCUUUAACGUUCGCUCUCACCUUUAAAAAAAACAACUGCCAGAACAGCAAGCCAGCUUUAGAAGCAGACCAGUGGUUUAUGACCUAAAGGUUGUGUACAACCACAGAAUAUCCCUCAUCGGAUUGUUAUAUUAUCAGUUUUAUUGUUGAAAAUGGCGGCGAUCGGAAUGGUGCAGAUGUUGAUCGAAGCAGCCGAGUACCUUGAGCGCAGGGAACGAGAAGCCGAACACGGCUAUGCCUCCAUGCCACCCUUCAUCAGCAGCCAAGAGAGGGAAAGCUUGAAAAGGAAAAGCAAAAGCAAGAAAAACACAAGUAGCAGGUCUACGCACAAUGAAAUGGAAAAGAACAGACGGGCACAUCUAAGGCUGUGUUUAGAGCGCUUGAAAUCCCUCGUUCCAUUAGGACCAGAUGCUAACCGGCACACCACCCUCAGCCUGCUGAUGAAGGCCAGAGAUCAUAUCAAGAGGUUGGAGGAGAGCGAUAGGAGAGCUCAGCAUACGGUGGAGCAGCUACAGCGGGAGCGGAGACACCUGAGGAGGCGUCUGGAGCAGCUUGGGGUGGAGCGGACCCGCAUUGACAGUACCGGCUCCGACAAGUCCGACAAGUUCGACUCUGACCAAGAGGACCUGGAUGUGGACGUGGAGGGCACGGACUACCUGCUGGGUGACCUGGAGUGGAGCACCAGCAGUGUGAGCGACUCGGGGGACGAGCGAGGCAGCCUGCGCAGCAGCUGCAGCGACGAGGGCUACUCCAGCGCCAGCCUGCUGCUGCUGCAGGACACUCAGGAGAGGGCCAAGCAGUUAGGCUGCAGCCUAUAGACGGCACUGGUCACUGACCCAACUCCAGCUUCUUCUUCCCCUCAGCCAAUCCCAUCCCUUAGAUUGCCUCACCACUCCCUGAUCUCGCUCAGACCUCACCAUCCCCCCCCCCUCUCUCUCCAUACAUACCAGGACUGACCAAGUCUGAUGCCUCUCGUCCAGCCGGGCCUCUUCGGACUUUCUAUUCCCACAACGACUUCCAUCCAGACUUCAAUACACCCGCCCACAUUCAGCGGUCAGUCUUUAGGGUGUCCUCUGCUCUGCACCAAUCAAACGAGUGGGAUUUUAAAGACACUCCGCCCUCUCCGCCCAUUCAUCAAAAACACAACUUUCAGCCAGAGAAUGUUACCACACAAUAUCCCACUGCCUCUUUUUCUAUGCCUCAAGAGCCAUGGGAAGCGCUUAUGAGAUUUCACCCCAACUUCACACAUAUGUUUUUUUCUGCCCCGCUCAGCAGUCAACCGUGUGCAUGGUAUUUUGCACUUACAAUUGCUUUUGUAAACAAAAGCAUUAUUUUUAUUUUAUUUUUUUUAUUUAUUUAUUUUAUUUUUUUUCAAAUGCUGUCUCUAAAGCUGUCUCUAACCCCCCCACUACAGAUGUUGCAGUGAUGUUACAAGAUGAAGUAAGUGUUUGAAAAACAUGCCCGUCGUCUACUGAUCUGUAGGGACACUAAAGUAUAACGGCGUGUUGUGUUAAACUGUUUUAGGCCGACCGCAACCCCCCCCCCCCCCCCCUUAGCCCCCCUUGGCAUUGGCAGGCUCGUAACUACCCUGUCAUUUUCUGUCCACACCUGCCAUUCAGAGGUAAAAACAUGUGUGCAGCAUGAGAGUGUGAAGGGGCCGGGGGGAUACGGGACGGUUUUAGGGGUGGGUUUGAUGUUUUUCUGCCUCUCUCUGAUGACUGUGGCGUUUUUACAGCAUCCCUUUUUAUCAUAAAUGUGUGUUUGUCACGUCUGAGCCUGGCGACGACAAAAAGGUCACUAGCAGGUUUGGAAAACUUUUUAACUGCUGGUAUAUCUUGGCAGGUGCUGGGACAUUUGUGUGCACUACUUCAUCACUGCCCCGUUCACCAGGUAUUAAUGAGAAGGGAGGAGCCUAUCUACUGAGAGCAGUCGAGAGACUGGAGCACAUUCCAUUAUGAAGAGAGGGCGGGCAGGUAGCAUCGAGAGCAUUACUUUUUACAAGAUGUUCCUGCCAAUUAUUCAUGAAGGUUCGAGACGAGCCGAGGCUUUGACUUUUCAGUGGGAACACGCGCUGUGUUCACACACACACACGAAAAGCACUAAAACGUUAAACACCGCAGAUGUUUCCCUCCUUUGCCUUGCCUACAUAGCUAUUUAUUGUUUCUGCAAAAAAUGUUGUUGUAAAUAGUUUACAGAAAGAUCUCUAUGUCUAUCAACAAAUGUAUUUAUUAGAUAUACUAAAUAUAUAGAUGAAUAUAUAGAACUAUAUUUAAUUAGUCAUUGCUUCUGGUCUUCUUGUGAGGGUUAUUGAGAGUUUCUAAUGUGUAGUUUGUUUGCACAGCCUUGUCAACCCAUAGAGUAUUUAGAAAUGUCUCUUGUGCCUCGAGGCUUUUGUGUGUCGAAAAAUGAAAUGUUUUCUCUGUGGUUGAUCAUAAUUUUUUAGCUGUUUUCAAAGCCAUCUUGCCCCUUUAAUGUGGGAAUAAAAGGACAAAAAAAAUCGGAAUAAUUUAUGAUAAGAAAAAAUGUAAUUUUAAAAAGUAUAAAAAUGAGAGGAGCCGGUGGCCAGGGUUGAGCGGCGGUGAUGAUUCCUCUGGCUAAGCUGUGUUGCCUGUUCGCACAUCCCCGUGCCUACGAACCUCAAACAAAAUAGCUGCUCCGCCUCGUAAGAAUUCAGCGCUUUUGUUUGGUUCCAUAAUCAUCACGGGCAGGGAAAGGACUGCAGCUUAUCGAAUGUAGACGUCCUCGACCCUGCAAGUGUAGCAGCAGCAGCACAGUGCCAAUGGAACGCCCCUGCUCCUGCUUUCCACCGCUCGCAAAUCUCAGUUAAAAGCAUGAAGAUGAGUCGCAAAAAAUAGAUCUAGGAAUGUUUAGUGUUUGAUUGUGGAAUGCUGCUUUUUUUUUUUUUUUUUUUUUUAUUUCUUUUUUUGUCAAAUUUAAACUUUUUGUAAAAACGGAGAGGUGCUGUGUAGCCACGUUAUAAGAGAGACGGACUAAAGGGGACAUGUAAUGAAAAUAUGGUGUGAGUGGGCAGGUGUGUGUGUGUGUGUGUGUGUGUGUGUGUGUGUGUGUGUGUGUUUCGUCACUGUCUUCAGAGAGACAUUUUGGGGUGGUUGAGGGUGGGUGGAAGACUGUAAGGCUACAUUUCUGUUCUGGUUCAUUUGUUUACUAGUUAAAUGCAACAAAAAAAGUCCACUUUACAAAGACUUCAUUUAUUAAGCUAAGCAUUAAUGUCUGUCUAUGGGAGUCUACUGUUUUCUCCCAUGUUCCAUCCAUGGCCUGUUGUGAGUGUGUGUGUGAGUGUGUGUGAGUGAGUGAGAGAGAGAGAGAGAGAGUGACUCCCUCAUGUUGCGUUGGCAUCCAAGGUGCGGGCGAGGCAGGUAUGCGCGGUGGGGCAGUGUGUGCGUCAACGAUCGCAUGCAGACUGUUGCUCUUCACCUCCACCCUUUCUCCCCUCUAAAAACGACCGGGUGCUCUCAGCAUUUGCCUUUUUAAGAAGCAGGUGUGGAAUCUCUCAAAGAACAAGACUACAGUCAGACCAGUUGUUUAAGCUACAGGUUUCAGCUUCAGGGGGAACAUGUGUUCAUGUGUAUAUUUGAUUUUUGUCCCUGCAUACAAAGUGGCUGAUAAUGCCUUAAAAACGGACACGACCUAACGGAAGUAUAUGAUAUGUCUGAGAAUAUAUGAUAUAUCGACAUGUAUCACGAGGGCCAUUCCUUUUCAUUGUGACCGUCACAGGCGUGGUGCUUUCAUGCGUUACACAACACACACACACACACACACACAUACAGCAACACACCGCGUCAUAGCUCCAUGAACAUCGUCGUUGCCUUUCUCCUCAGAGAGGUCAAAUGUGUGUUUAUAGAACAAUAACUUAAAGGGGGGAGUUUUGUGCACUUACUUUUUAAGAAUUGGAUAAUUUGGACACUGUCGUCUAAAGAAAUCACUUUAAAUGUUGAGAGAAAAAAAAAAAAACUUUGAAAAUGAGUCGUGGAGCAGCAAUUUGUAUUUGCCAUUGAUAGUAAAGGAAUAAAACAUUUGAAACCCUUGUUUACCUACCUA
Anarrhichthys ocellatus (wolf-eel) is the source of this 4735-nucleotide messenger RNA. It is a transcript of the gene mxd1, whose product is annotated as MAX dimerization protein 1. NCBI's taxonomy places the organism in Eukaryota, Metazoa, Chordata, Actinopteri, Perciformes, Anarhichadidae. The coding region runs from base 829 to 1494 and encodes 221 amino acids. The record is from RefSeq and is a predicted model, not a curated record. Gene Ontology annotation, molecular function: RNA polymerase II cis-regulatory region sequence-specific DNA binding; DNA-binding transcription factor activity, RNA polymerase II-specific; protein dimerization activity. Gene Ontology annotation, biological process: regulation of transcription by RNA polymerase II. The transcript has 6 exons.